Molecule: messenger RNA, 1623 nt
Organism: Pseudogymnoascus destructans
Lineage: Eukaryota; Fungi; Ascomycota; Leotiomycetes; Thelebolales; Thelebolaceae
Exons: 1
Coding region: 1-1377 (458 amino acids)
Biological process (GO): ribonucleotide metabolic process; RNA catabolic process
Cellular component (GO): ribonuclease H2 complex; nucleoplasm
Source: RefSeq, a predicted model, not a curated record
AUGGCGCCCAGUACGACCAGAUCAAAAGCAAAGGCGAAGGGGCCAGCACCCAAUACUGGGCCCGGCGCAACAUCCGCGACCACACAGAAGAAGCCAGUACGACCCGACUCCAAGAACCCGCCCAAACUCUUCGUCCUCCCCAAGGACACCAGCCCUACAGCUCGAAUUGCUACAUUAGCCCAUCCCAGAACUUCCGAACCGACACGAUACUUUAUCUGCCCUGAAAAGGGGUUCUUUGAGUUCACAAAAAUUGCCGCCCCGAAAUCCCAACCUCGAAGUUGGCUGCUCGCUCCUAACGAGGAGGAAUGCGCCAAUGAAGGUUCUCAAACCACGGGCAAUGGGGAAAACAAGGCCGCUGAGAAAGACGAAGGAAACGAAUAUACACCGUCAGAAGGCUAUAUCACCUCCUCCGCCGACCUCUUCCUCGCCACGCCCAUAGACCCGUUAUUCCUCCUCCUCCCUGCCCUCGCUGGCAAGUCUUCCAAGCCCCGAGAAGAACCUAAGCGCCUCUUCCUCGAAGCAGACGACUAUCUCGACGUCCUCUCCUCCACCUCGCCCCACCUCAAGUCACUUCUUGGCCAAGACUCUUUGCGCAGCAAGUUCACAGAUCGCCUAGGCGCUGUUUGCGACACGGUCGACGCCGGCGAGACCAUGUACCGCCUCUCUGAACCUAAACUCAUCGCCAUCUUAGCCGAGAAAUGCGCGGCAGUAAUUGAAAAGGGGCUUCCGGCAAGCAUGGAAGACUUGCUAGUGAGCAAAGCACUAGCAGUCCCUCUCCUCUCCAUAACGCGCGGGGAGGACUGCCCAGAUGAGGAACUUGAACUUGCGGACGCGAACAGCAGCGCGACUCCUAAGACCGAGAGCGCCGAGUCGCAAACACCAAGUUCGGCUACAGAAAGCUCUGCAACCCCAGUAUCUGAGGCAUCCACCGCCCUGACGACGCCUUCGCCAGAUGCCAAACCACCAAUCGUGGCCCCUGAAGGUGUGCCGCACCUCCUCCGCCUCCGCACCGCCUUCCAGUACCUCUGCUCCUCCUACAUACCAGCCGCACUCAGCACCUCACUCGCUUCCAAGUUCAACACCCCCUCCCCCGACCAAGCAUCGUCUUUUCGAGACUUCACCCCCCUAGACGCUCACCUUGCGCACCUAGCAAAGCUACGCGCCGACGCUCUCGCGUCGCGGUCCAUGAACGACUUCUCCAGGAAGAGAGGUUUCGAGGACGAGGAAACGGGCGAGACUAGGGCGGAGAAGAAGCGGAGGAAGGAUGAGGAGGAGAAGCUGGCGAAGAAGAAUGAGAGUAGAGGCGUGAGAGACCUCAAGAAGGUGAAUGUGAGCGGUAUGAAAAAGAUGAGCGAUUUCUUCAACAAGAAGACCUGAGGGCACCUGGGUGCCUUUGGUCAGGAGUGCUGUGUACGAGUAUUUGAAAUAUGGGCGCCUUUGAGGAGUUUGUGCGGGUGGUUUUGGGGCGUUUGGGCGGCUGCAUGAAGAGUAUAUGGCAUUGUUAAAUACGUUGUUAGUGUGGAAUGCAGAGCAAUGACAUUAUAGUUCCCGAUUUAGAACGAGAUAUAUAGUGAACAAGGUCCUAGACCCAAUAACAAGUAUUUAUAAUUUGCUACUGGAGAA